AUGCCGAAGUAUUACUGCGACUAUUGUGAUACAUAUCUGACCCAUGAUUCUCCAUCUGUGCGGAAAACCCAUUGUGGGGGGAGAAAUCACAAGGAUAAUGUGAAGGAGUAUUACCAGAAAUGGUUAGAGGAACAGGUUCAGAGGCUUGUGGACCAUACUUCGGAGGCUUAUAAACAAGGCAAAAUGCCACCUCCAUUGUUUGGUGCCCCGGCAGGAAUGCCUCCUCCAGGACUUGGUUAUCCUCCGAGAUAUCCUCCUAUUAUCGGUGUCCCCGCUGGAUUCAGACCACCUCAUCCCUUAGUUCCUCCACAAGGAAUGAUGCUCCCUCCAAGGCCGCAAGUUCCGUGGCCGCAGCCAGGAGUUGUCAUGCCACCAACAUACACUGCACCACCACAGUAA
This is a messenger RNA of Trichobilharzia regenti, 399 nucleotides long. The record is from the annotation of a GenBank genome assembly. Lineage: Eukaryota; Metazoa; Platyhelminthes; Trematoda; Strigeidida; Schistosomatidae.